Molecule: messenger RNA, 1025 nt
Organism: Pyrenophora tritici-repentis Pt-1C-BFP
Lineage: Eukaryota; Fungi; Ascomycota; Dothideomycetes; Pleosporales; Pleosporaceae
Product: DUF2731 domain containing protein
Biological process (GO): mitochondrion organization
Cellular component (GO): SAM complex; cytoplasm
Source: RefSeq, a predicted model, not a curated record
AUGUCUUCGACACAUGAAGCCAAUGCCAUUGUUCGAGGCAGUAAGCAGCAGCCACCUUCGCGCAAUCUGUUCUCUGUCCCCGCGCCGAUUAAGCAGCUUUUUGACCAAUUCCCUCUACUCACAUACCCCGUCAACGACCUCCCACAACGCGCACCGCAACAUCACAAUGCACACGUGCUAUAUGUCUUUACUACAGAUAAAGGCGCGAUUAGAGGCGCACCAUCGUAUAACCCAGCGUGCUUGAAAUGGCAGGCCUAUCUCAAGUUUUCUAAAAUCCCUUUUCAAACCGCCUCAGCGAACAACCAUGCCUCGCCGAGCGGCUCACUACCCUUUCUGCUUCCCGCGUCUCCAGAUCCAUACAAGGAGACACAACCUGUACCUUCUGGCAAGCUACAGCGAUGGGCCUUGAACAACAGCGAGAGUCCAAUAAAAGAGCCAGGAGACUCGCGGUACGAGGCCUACCAUAGUCUGCUUGACCAUCGGAUACGGAGAGCCUGGCUCUACACCAUCUACCUUUCCCAGAACAGCACCACCAUCGCCGAGCCUCUCUACAUCCUCCCUACCUCGCGCAACUCCUUCGUACGCCUCACAAUAUCCCGCGAACUGCGUCUAGCAGCCGAGCAAGAACUGCUAAAGUACUCGAGCAUAAUAAAUGACGAAACGCUCUACAACCAAGCAGACGAGGCAUUUGCUGCUUUGGAGACGCUGCUAGGAAAGGACAAGUGGUUCUUUGGAGCAGAGACACCGGGCGUCUUCGAUGCGAGUGUAUUUGCGUACACACAUUUGCUGUUGGAGGCACGACUGGGCAAGGGAUGGGCGGACACAAGGUUACGGGACGCGCUAAUGGCGCGCAAACGCCUGGUCACGCAUCGAGAUCGGAUUCUGGCAGAGUAUUUUGCCGACGCGGCUUGAAGGGAGCGGGUACGCAAAGGUUAGAUGUGUAUAACAUGAUUGUAUGAAGAGAAACGAGCAUCACUACAGCGAUAAUAUUACUAUUGCGCUGUGGAUAUCUUAUCGAGGCAUAA